Molecule: messenger RNA, 1252 nt
Organism: Vitis vinifera (wine grape)
Lineage: Eukaryota; Viridiplantae; Streptophyta; Magnoliopsida; Vitales; Vitaceae
Product: ovate family protein
Exons: 1
Coding region: 1-1083 (360 amino acids)
Biological process (GO): negative regulation of DNA-templated transcription
Source: RefSeq, marked provisional
AUGGCGAGACGUUUCAAGCUUCGGAUUUCGCGAGUCAUCCCAUCUUUCCAAUCCUGUCGCUCCAAGGAUCCGUCCAGUCUUCCUGAAAAUCCUGUUCCUGUGUUCUUCCGCCUCUCUCCGGCUAACCCUGAAGUCAUCCACCUCGACUUACCGGCGACCCCGCCUCCGCCCAAACCCCAUCGCAACUCCCUCAAGCGCCACGUGUCUUCUGCGAUCAUAUCCGUCGGGUGUGGUUUGGGGUCGAGGUCCUCCAGGCAAUGCUUCUCCGAUGACGAUGACAGCGAAUCGCCGGAGUUCAAGUGGAAGAAGGAAGACAAGUGGCACGUGGUUGCCAAGGUCUACGACGACAACCCUCGCCAGAAAAUAUAUAACUCAUCUGUUUCCGGGGAGUCGGACGAUGAUGUGUUGCCUCCACCGCCACCUCCCACGGCGGAGAAGAAGAAACGGAGGAGUAAAAAGAAGAAAGCAGCGUUUAGAGUUCGCAUGAGUACUUCUUCAGCUGACAGUGGGUUGUUUAGCAGUGACUGUGGUCAGGAGAAUGACGGUGAGGAAACAGAAACCCUAGUUUCUUCUUCAAGAAGCUUCUCCACUGAUUCAUCGUCGGAGUUCAAUCCUCAUUUGGAGACAAUACGCGAGAUGCCCAUGAAUGGAGUGAGGCGUAAGAAAAAGAAGAACGCGAAGAAGGUUAAGAAGGUUAAACGCUGCGUUUCGAAGAGCGAUAAGGGAGGCGGGUCACCAAGAAACGCGAAGACAAGUGGGCUGUCGUCUCCAGAAAGUGAGUCGCCGGCGAGGUUGUCAAUGUUCCAGAGGCUGAUACCCUGUACUGUGGACGGAAAGGUUAGGGAGAGUUUUGCAGUGGUGAAGAAAUCGGAGGACCCCUACGAAGAUUUCAAGAGGUCAAUGAUGGAGAUGAUACUGGAGAAACAGAUGUUCGAAGAGAAGGACUUGGAGCAGCUCCUCCACUGUUUUCUGUCCCUGAACUCGCGCCACCACCAUGGAGUCAUCGUCGAGGCUUUCACAGAGAUUUGGGAUGUUCUGUUCUGUAAACCCCCGACCCACAAACGGGCGUCUAAAGCUCUCUGAAGAACAUGGAAAAUGAAAAAUAAAUAAGAUCACCUGUUUUUAAUCUUUUAUUUUUUGUUUUCUUCGUAAAAGCUGUAGGAUUUGAUAUGGAGAUUACUAGGUUCACAAUGAUCUUCUGGUCAUUCUGUCACUUCUCUCUAUGAAUUUUAUCCAGGAAUUAUGAAAAAAA